Dicentrarchus labrax (European seabass) is the source of this 1156-nucleotide messenger RNA. RefSeq names its product hepatic lectin-like. Lineage: Eukaryota; Metazoa; Chordata; Actinopteri; Moronidae. Gene Ontology annotation, molecular function: signaling receptor activity. The record is from RefSeq and is a predicted model, not a curated record. Bases 141 to 857 code for a protein of 238 amino acids. The transcript is spliced from 7 exons.
CCCUCCCCCUAAAUGUCUGAGGCAGAUGUAACAGUGUACUCUGAUGUUAAGUUCAGAAGAACGAAGAGAAACACCAGUGAGAAAGUUUCCUCAUCGACUGACAGCACUUAAUCUGAAGUCAGCAUCUGGAAUCUGACACAAUGAGCCGUCCACAGGGCUACAUAGAAGGUGAAGCUCCAGCCUCCCAACAUCGCUCAGGGUCAAAUGGAGGGUCAAAGGUCAGAUCAGAGAGAGUGGCCCUGCUGGUUGUCAGCGCUCUCCUGGCAGCUGCUGUCAUUGUUAUUUGCCGUCUCUCUCUUGAUAACAUGCACACCAAGCAAAGUUUCCAGACUCUGAGAGAAGAGCAUGAAGCUGUGAAAAGAAAUCUCACAGAUGACCCAUGUCCAAAAUGUGAAUAUGGCUGGGAGCAAGAUGGAAGACAGUGUUAUUAUUUCUCCAUCAAUCGUUCAACCUGGAGUGAGAGCAGAGAUGAAUGCCGACAGAAAGGAGGAGAUCUGGUUCAGAUAGACAGCAGAGAGGAGCAGACAUUCCUGGAGCUGAAACUGAGAGAAAAAAUGAACUUUGAUGAGGACAAAUUCUGGAUCGGACUGACAGACUCAGAGAAAGAGGGCACAUGGUUGUGGGUAGACGGCUCACUACUGAACGAGAGUUUGACAUUUUGGAACGGCAGUGAGCCAGAUAACUGGACAGAGAGAGAUCCUGAUGGAGAGGACUGUGUGAGGAUGGGAGAGAAACCAGGAGCUCCGGAUCUGAACUGUUGGUUUGAUGAACCCUGCAAAGUGCCUCACAGAAGUAUUUGUGAGAAACCAGCAGAAACUGGACAUUUUACUCUUCAGUGUGUCGGAAAUGUAGUUUAAAUGAAGUCUCAGCCUGUUAAACAAUCUCAGUACAGGAUACAGAAUUUGGAGCAGUUUCAUUUUUAUAUAUGUAAUGUUAAAAUAAAUGAAUAAAUAAGGAAAAUAUUAAAAUACAGUUUGUUUAAUGUGCCCAACAAUACUAUCAUAUAUUAUAUCAUCAGACUGUAGUUACUCAUGUAUCAAUGGAAAAGCAAAUUUCUACUGUCAUAGUUUGUUGAAGUGGAGCUCAUUUCUAACUGUUAUAGAUCAUAUUAUUAUAUUAUUUGCUGUAACUGUUGGGUAGUUACAUUUAUUAUAAA